Messenger RNA from Eublepharis macularius, 1215 nucleotides. Its product is annotated as phosphate carrier protein, mitochondrial-like. The transcript has a single exon. Lineage: Eukaryota; Metazoa; Chordata; Lepidosauria; Squamata; Eublepharidae. Gene Ontology annotation, cellular component: mitochondrial inner membrane. Gene Ontology annotation, molecular function: phosphate transmembrane transporter activity. The coding region runs from base 1 to 1215 and encodes 404 amino acids. Gene Ontology annotation, biological process: mitochondrial phosphate ion transmembrane transport. The record is from RefSeq and is a predicted model, not a curated record.
AUGGAGGUUCCCAAAUGCAGCAAAUAUUCCUACUCCAGGUUCUGGUCGCAGCUUUGGGCACUUGCUUGCCCUUCUUGGAAUUCAGAGACGAACAAUGAAAGCUAUACUACAGCUCUUCAGUGUGAGGCCUUAAGCAACUGUAGGGAAAUGGAUGCACAGCCCUCCACCGACAGUGUUCCACCUUCUCUGCACAAACUUCAGCCCUGCCUAUCAGCAGCUUCCAUAGCUCAUUGGGUGAUUCCGUCUCCUCCACCACCACCUCCACCACCACCUCCACCACCAGAAGAAGACUAUAGCUGUGAGUUCGGGUCACUAAAGUAUCUGAUGCUGUGCUCCCUGGGUGGUGUCAUAAGCUGUGGAGUGACUCACACAGCAGUAGUACCGCUAGAUGUAGUGAAAUGCCGGAUGCAGGUGGAACCCAAACGUUACAGGGGACUUGUGCAAGGCCUUAUGCUUACCGUGCAAGAGGAGGGAAUGCGUGGUCUGGUCAAGGGAUGGGCCCCAACCGCUAUAGGUUACUCCAUGCAAGGACUUGGCAAGUUUGGCCUUUAUGAGACCUUCAAGAUAUUUUAUGCUGAAUUGCUGGGACCUGAACGUGCUUAUUUGUGGCGGACCAGCCUCUACCUGGCUGCCUCAGCCAGUGCAGAGUUCUUUGCUGACGUUGCUCUGGCUCCAAUGGAAGCAGUCAAGGUACGAAUUCAGACCCAGGAAGGCUAUGCCAACACACUGAGGGAUGCGGCUCCAAAGAUGUUCAUUGAAGAGGGGCUGUGGGCUUUCUACAAGGGAGUGGGCCCACUCUGGAUGCGCCAGAUCCCUUAUACCAUGAUGAAGUUUGCCUGUUUUGAACGAACUGUAGAAGCUCUCUAUAAAUAUGUCAUGCCCAAACCUCGUGAUCAGUGCACCAAAAUGGAACAACUUGGAGUCACCUUUGUUGGUGGUUAUAUUGCUGGUGUCUUCUGUGCUAUUGUUUCACACCCAGCUGACUCUGUAGUAUCUGUGCUCAACAAAGAAAAGGGCAGCACUGCUGUUGAAGUUGUCAAGAGGCUGGGCAUAUAUGGCAUCUGGAAAGGCCUCUUCACCCGUAUCCUGAUGAUUGGUACCCUAACCGCCCUGCAAUGGUUCAUCUAUGACUCAUUUAAAGUUUAUCUCAAGCUCCCUCGGCCUCCACCACCUGAGAUGCCCGCCUCUUUGAGAGAGGGGUUGUCAUUAAAAUAG